AUGAUCAACAACCCUCUGACCCUGUUUUGUCUUGUCGAUGGUGAAUCAACCCCAUUCCCUGUCGAGAUUGACCCUACAAAGUCAAUCGGUGGCCUCAAGAAUCUCAUCGUCAAUGGGGACCAAGCUCCCGCGUUCAGGGACGUCGCUGCCAAAGACCUCAUCCUCUGGCGUGUCUCAAUUCCUGUCGUGCCCAAGAAGGAGCGUAAGGAAAUCUCACUAGCUGACAUCCCAUCAAAGGAGGAGCUCGAUGAGACAGACGACAUCUCUGACGUCUUUGCACAGACACCACCGAAGAAGACCAUUCACAUCAUCGUUCAGCGCCCUCCUCAAGUCCAUGUACCUGUCCCUUCUCGAGCCUUGACUCCCCUCCCUGGUUCUCUUUCGGAUAGUUCUCGUCCCAGUGACCUCCGAGCUGAUAUCAAAAAGAUCGCGGACCGAUUCUUUGCAACUGGAUCUCCUGCCUCUGACUUUCUGGAUGCAUACGUGCGAGGCGAAAAGAGCUUACCUGUCACCACUGUUGGAGUUAAGGGGCUACCCAAAGUCCUACGGCGAGGCGUUGUUGACAGCCAGGAUUCAGGACCAAGUCUUCUUUUUCUGGAUUUACCAAACCCUCCGUUGAACGCGGGCGAUCCGAUUCCUGAGCGAUUUCGGUCAAACGUUCUUUUGAGCAAGCUGGAAGGCAUGCAAGCACAGGACCUCCCCGUGUUCGGCGUUUCCGGGUGCGGAAAAACUCGCUCGAUGAUCGAGAUGCUUUGUUUGCAAUGGGGAUUCUACUUCAACGCGGCAAAGAAGGACCUCGGCUCCAACGAUCUCAGUCAACUUGCCGAGUUCCUGGACACAAAAACAUCAGAGGAACAAGGUCCCAGAAUCAACACUGUCUUCGCAAGGAAAAUGACUCUUGUGCUCUUCCUCUCCCGACUCUUGGUCCUCAAGUACUGCCUGCAGGUCCCCAAUUGCAGACAGACAUUCUCGAGUGACAGUUGGGCCAUACUCCAGGUCUGUCCUCAUAUGUUCCGGGAUGUCUUUAUGGAGUUUUUCAGGAAACUCUAUGAUCAGAUGAAAGAGCGCUUAUUCUCUGUAUCUGUCAUGGAAUCCAUUGUCCGUGAUGAGCUUCUCUCAGUGCGGGAUAGUCUUGCUGUCCACAAGUACACCAAUUUCUCAAGAGAGACGAAACUGCGGUUGGUUGUAGAUGAAGCUCAAAUUCUCGGCGACAAGGGCAGUACGUUAUUUCAGUCGUCAUUCACGGAAGACGACCUGCGACCAAUGCUCAGUCCUGUACUGAAUGGUCUGCGGAAGGCAGGAGACGAAAAAGAGCUCACGAUCAUCUACUGUGGCUGUGGUAAGACCCGUGCCGUGAUUGAGCUUCUGUCUCAGUACUGGGGCUUUUACUUCAACGCGUCGAGCGACGACUGGGGAAGUGGCGACAUGAUGACUCUCCACUCAACCAUCCAAAAGCACCUGGACGAUACCAAAGGAUCCUUCGUUGUUGACCGGCAAGCCAACAAUGCCUAUGCACGCAAAAUUACUCUACUGCUGUUUCUUUCUCGGCUCUUAAUCUUCAAACUGGUGCACCAUCGCGAGGGCUAUCUCUCAGACUAUGUCAGUGAUGCGUUCGAGGAUGUGAAAGGACGGCUUAUUGGACGUGGAUGCCUACCAAAGAUCAAGGAUGACACCAGGCUCCUAGUCAUCAACGAUGAAGCACAGUUCCUUGGCGACCAGUUCAAUGGCUCUUUCCAGUCGAUGCCUUCUUCGGAGGAUUCUUCACGACCGCUACUGUCUCCUAUCCUACACGCGUUUCGAGAUAUCGGUCAACACCAGCUCACGCUUGUCACUUGCGGUGCUGGCCUCAGUAUUAACACCCUUUUCUGGGUUCAGAGCUCAGAUUGUUUGCAGGACGACCAGUCAAAGUUGGCUUUGGAUGAGUUUCUCUCGCAGGAGGUAGUUGAGAUGCUGUUCCAAAAAUUUGUGGGUCGCUAUCGUCCGGCUAUUGCUUGCAUGAAGACCAUCGAAGAUGCAGAGGACAGGCUGGUAUCUUGGGCGCAUCGGCACAUCAAAGGCAAUUUGUGCUACGAGAUAUCUCGCCUCCACGACAAACACAACAAAUACAAGGAUCAGGUUGUGGAGUCUAUCGACAGCAUGCUGGGCCUCCUUAUGUAUCAGCGUUGCAUGUUUGGGAAUCACGACCUUGUCCUCAAGGAGGUGAACCCUGCGUUGGUGGAGCAUGCGUUUGGUCGGAUCAAGAUCACCCGCGGUCAUGCUGUUACCGUCAUGGACGAGCCCUUCGUUUCCAAAGCUGUCGAGAACUAUUUCGCCGCCAUCGAUCCCUACUUCGUGAGGGAAGUGCGGAAACUUAUGGUAAAGUCAAGUCUUAUUGAACAGGGAUGUGUGUUUGAGCGGUUCAUGAUGAAGGUUUUCAGUGAGACGUUCAACAUACGACCUCUAUCGGAGUGGCCGCAUCAGCCCCCCAUUUCUGAUAUGUGUCCAGCUCUCGUCGGCAAGGUGGAAAUUGUUGGCCGGAGGGAACCUGGACUCGAGCAAAGCACGACGCACGCGAUGGUGUCGAUGGAGGAGUUCAUGGACGCCCAUGUCAACCAUGGGUCAACCCGCAACAACAUGCCUGUCGCGCCAUUUUUCUUCCCCAAGUCCAAUCUGUCGGGACCAGACUUGGUUUUCUUCAUUCAGAUCGACGGUGCUCGUUUGGUUCCUGUCUUCGUUCAGAUGAAGCUGCAACAAGGGUCGGCUAACUUCUCGGAGAGGGAUUGGAAUGACGCACUCAGCACAGUCUCGGCACCCAAAAUUGAGGACCACGUAAAGAAUUUUCGCAAGUACUGCCCCGACAACGUCUACAUCAGCAUGAUUGUUGCAUACCCUACCAAAUGGACUGACAAGCUGCCAGCACCUUCAGAGCUCCCAAAGGACCCCAGUGGUGUUCAGCAGGUCGUGAUCAACGUCAGCGAUGACAAUUUCGGCGACAUUUUCCUCCAGGAGCAUGUGGAGUUUAUUGAUCGACUCAAGAAUGCUCGAAAGCGUUCUGCCGACGACGGUCACAGCAACGACGAGGACUGCUCGAAAAAGCAGAGGAACUAA
Messenger RNA from Linnemannia hyalina, 3087 nucleotides. The record is from the annotation of a GenBank genome assembly. NCBI's taxonomy places the organism in Eukaryota, Fungi, Mortierellomycota, Mortierellomycetes, Mortierellales, Mortierellaceae.